AAAACCACCAAGGGGUGCUCUCUACCCCACCGAAAGAACCAAACCACGUUCUUUCUCGGCGAGAGAUCGGGCCAGGUCAAGCUCUCACUCAAAGCCCAUGCUAUUGCCUCUGCAGAUUCGUUACGAUAGUCGGCACAGAAGGAGCGCCCAGCCGACACCGUUUUGUUGAAGUCGUUGGUCGGUAGGCACCGUUUUCCUCCUCACCUGAAUCAUCAGCAGCAGCAGCAGCCGUCAGGGCGAGUAUGUAGAAGCAGCAGCAGUGGGGCAGCAUACCUCCACUUUUCGGCUCGCCAACUUAUCGGACAUCCAGGGGAAAUGUCAUUCGGACUCGCCUCAGGAUAGAUGAGCACGACUGGGGAGAACCUUUGAGACGCCUCGAAAGGAGUUUACGUACGGGAAACGCGGGAGACGCGGGAGACGCGUGAGACGCGGGAGACGCGCGAGACGCGGGAGACGCUAAUAGCGCAGUGCGAUCGAGAACUUGACCAGCGCUAGAAGAGGAUUGAGCUUCUUGUAAGAAUUCUCAGAAGUCUCGCAUAUAGUCGCGGGCGAUGCGAUGUCGUCGCAGACCAGCAGAGAAGGUCGUCGUGCGACAAGUACAGGGUGUGCGGGGCAGGGGCGAUUGCAGGGCGACUGCCGUGCGACAAUGACAGACUUGCAUACCUCCCAUCAAAGACUUUCUCCAAGUUCUGAGUCGAUUGUUGAGUCGACUCAAAAGUCUUCUCCAAGCCAUAAGAUAAAAUCCUACCGCCAAUCUUCCAGUCUAACCUACCGCCUGCGGCCCCUAAGACCGCGCUCUCCCGCCGCUGACCGCCUCUCUCUCCGCCCGUCCCUCCACCUGUCCCUCCGCGUGUCUCUCCGCUUCGCGCUUGCUCUUCUAGCGCUUCUUGAGCGGGCGCUUCCCGCUUCCUCCGCGCGCUCGCUUGAGGCGACGCAAAACUCGCCCCCCGCGCAAUCCGCGCACUCCCUUAAGGCCACUGAAGGCGCGACCCCCGCGCGUCCCGCGAGCUCGCUUCCGCCGCCGCUGCGCAAAGUCCUGGGCGCAUUCCGCCGAUGCCAGCCGUCCAGCCUCCCCGGUUAUACCACUUCCAAAUCGCUCUAUGGCGGUCUGACUCUCCAUUGGGCGGCUGCAUCUGGCUCCACGCUUCGAGUCGCGCUACAGGCGAAGGCGGGAACCGCCUCCGCUAAGAGCUGGUUCGCUAUAGGCUGGACGCCCGACGGUCAAAUGAGCGGAUCCGACGCCGUUGUGCGAAUCCCGAGCAGUGACACCCCGGGGAGGUAUUUUCUGGACGGGUACUCGAACGUCCGCGCGACAACGAGCUUCGCUAUAAGUUCGGCUUCGAUAGAGAGUACAAGCUCAGUAGGCACUGUAAUGAAAUUUUCAAGAUCCUCUGGCGACGGGGGGAAUGUUCAGGUGAAACCUCAGGGGCGGUCUCAGGUGGUGUGGGCGUAUGGGGCGGAUGCAUGGUCGAAAACAGCCCAGCAUGAUGCCAGACGGACCCUUUCAGUGGAUUUUUCCUGCAAUGGUUGCUGGGUGCUCUUUUUCAAGGUCUGCUGAGCUGACGGCACAGUAAUAACGCUGAUCACACAUGGCAUCCUCCACUGCAAAGGAACAAAUUUAUUGAUAAUGCUGUAACACACCGCGCAGCAACAUUGUUGCUUAUACAUACAAGUUACGGCUGUUCUUCACAU
Molecule: messenger RNA, 1692 nt
Organism: Closterium sp. NIES-67
Lineage: Eukaryota; Viridiplantae; Streptophyta; Zygnematophyceae; Desmidiales; Closteriaceae
Source: the annotation of a GenBank genome assembly